ACUAGGCGCCUCUACCACCUUCUGUGACACGGUACUUCCGGUUCCGGCCCCAUUGUUGCAAAGCGAUGGCGGCGCGGGCUGGAUUCCAAUCAUUGACCCCGGGGGGGUCCGGUUCAACGGCGGCUGCACUGGGUCCCGGGACCCCUGGCCCAGCAGUGAGAAUGGGUCCCGCCCCCGGGCAGGGGAUUUACCGUUCUCCAAUGCCUGGAGCUGCUUACCCGAGACCCGGUAUGCUGCCUGGCAGUCGAAUGACUCCUCAGGGACCAGCGAUGGGCCCCCCUGGUUAUGGUGGAAGUCCAGCUGCUCGGCCAGGCAUAGCCCAGUCAGGCAUGGACCAGUCUCGGAAACGUCCUGCGCCUCAGCAAAUACAGCAGGUGCAACAGGCUGCUCAGAAUAGGAACCAUAGUGCUAAGAAGAAGAAAAUGGCUGAUAAGAUACUACCUCAGAGGAUUAGGGAACUGGUACCCGAAUCCCAGGCUUACAUGGAUCUGCUAGCGUUUGAGAGAAAGCUGGAUCAGACAAUUAUGAGGAAACGGCUUGAUAUUCAGGAAGCUUUGAAGAGACCAAUAAAGCAAAAGAGAAAACUUCGCAUAUUCAUUUCCAAUACUUUCAACCCUGCAAAAUCAGACGCAGAAGAUGGAGAGGGAACUGUUGCUUCAUGGGAGCUGCGGGUGGAGGGCCGUCUCCUUGAGGACGCGGCACUAUCUAAAUAUGAUGCCACCAAACAGAAGAGGAAGUUCUCGUCCUUUUUUAAGUCGCUGGUCAUUGAGUUGGAUAAAGACCUGUAUGGGCCGGAUAAUCACCUGGUGGAGUGGCACAGAACCCCUACCACACAGGAGACUGAUGGGUUUCAGGUGAAGCGCCCAGGGGAUUUGAACGUGCGCUGCACAGUGUUACUGAUGCUUGACUAUCAGCCACCACAGUUUAAACUUGAUCCCCGACUGGCUCGGCUCCUUGGGAUCCACACUCAGACUCGUCCAGUCAUCAUUCAAGCUCUGUGGCAGUACAUCAAGACGCACAAACUUCAAGAUCCUCAUGAACGGGAAUUUAUAAUAUGUGACAAAUAUUUGCAGCAGAUAUUUGAGUCUCAAAGGAUGAAGUUUUCAGAGAUCCCUCAGAGAUUGCAUGCUCUCCUCAUGCCUCCAGAACCAAUCAUAAUCAAUCAUGUCAUUAGUGUUGACCCCAAUGAUCAGAAGAAAACCGCUUGUUAUGACAUUGAUGUAGAAGUUGAUGAUACUUUAAAAACUCAGAUGAACUCCUUUCUGUUGUCCACCGCAAGUCAGCAGGAGAUAGCUGCUCUAGAUAACAAGAUACACGAGACAAUUGAAACUAUCAAUCAAUUAAAGAUUCAGAGGGAAUUUAUGUUGAGCUUUGCCCGUGACCCUCAAGGAUUUAUUAAUGACUGGUUACAGUCACAGUGCCGGGACCUCAAAGCAAUGACUGAUGUGGUGGGUAAUCCUGAAGAAGAACGUCGAGCUGAUUUUUACUUCCAACCAUGGGCUCAUGAGGCUGUAUGCCGGUAUUUCUACUCCAAGGUGCAGCAAAGACGUCAGGAGCUGGAACAGGCUCUCGGGAUCCGAAAUACAUAAAUAUGGCGCCACCAAGCGAGACACAGCAGCUGCUCUCUCCACCCCAGCGUAUUGAACACAAGCGGUCCUGUCCUAGCCAAUAACGUUGUAGCAUAAGGUUAUAGGAAGCUGCUUUAGUGAGUUGAAGUGGGGGUUUGGAAGAGCAGCCUCGAGCCCUGCUGCCAGUGCUUCCUACGUUAGAUGCUGUGGCAUUGCCAGCAAUGGGGUGAGGGCUGGACUUCAGUGUUGACACUGCAAGACACAAUGUUUUAGCAUCAUUUUCAUCAAGUGUAAUUUUUCUUUGUAAAUGUAUUAUUUUAGGACGUAGUAUCGCCUCUCCUCUAGGCUUUUUUAUGCUUAUUCAGCCUUUCAUUACCCUGGGCCUUAUAUUGCUUUGUUCCACAGAACAGUUUAUUUAAUAGUGCAUUGGCUUCCUAACCCCCCCCCCCCCUUCACGGUCUUCUCCAGUACACUUUUUAUUUACUGACACGGCCCAUCACAGUGCACAAGGUGCUACACUUCGCUUCAGUUCACUGUAAUGUUUAGAGCAACCUGCCACUGUUACAACUGCAAUUCCCAAUAUUUCUCGACUGGGAGAAUUGCAGUUCUGCAACAGGUAGCGAGUGCAGCUCAAACAUUGUAAUUUUUUUUUUUUAAGGGGAAUCUUGGCCUGUUCUUCAGCAAGAACAUGAUUGCUUGGGGCAACUUCAGAUGUUGAAUUGCAUUUCUCAAUAUCAUGACGGUUAACAGCUGCUGUAAAAUGAUCUUUAUUUGUUUAAAGCACCAGCACAUCUGCUUGCAAGUGACGUGUUCCUUUGUGCAGGAUUGAGGUCAUUAGAUUUCAAUGAUGAAGGAAUCUCGUGAGGGCGGCAGGCAUACUGCGCAGUGGAGUGUACAGUUAUACUAUAUUAUCACGGCAUAAUCAUUCUAAGGAAUGGUCUCUUAACUGACUGCUCGGGAAAACCGCCGGCGCCCCUCCAAACGCCCUCACUGAAUGUGCUUUUAGCACCUCUAUUCUCAUAAAAUGUAGCCUUUUUUUAUUUUUAAAACUAAUUAUGGUUUUGAUGGACCAAAAUAUUGUUUUGUAUCUUGUAGCUGACAACAAGUUUUAAUAAAAGCAACUUCUAAGUA
Xenopus laevis (African clawed frog) is the source of this 2699-nucleotide messenger RNA. It is a transcript of the gene smarcd1.L, whose product is annotated as SWI/SNF related, matrix associated, actin dependent regulator of chromatin, subfamily d, member 1 L homeolog. Gene Ontology annotation, cellular component: SWI/SNF complex. The record is from RefSeq and is marked provisional. Lineage: Eukaryota; Metazoa; Chordata; Amphibia; Anura; Pipidae.